Messenger RNA from Helianthus annuus (common sunflower), 2453 nucleotides. Its product is annotated as BRASSINOSTEROID INSENSITIVE 1-associated receptor kinase 1. Bases 89 to 2158 code for a protein of 689 amino acids. Gene Ontology annotation, biological process: protein phosphorylation. Gene Ontology annotation, cellular component: membrane. NCBI's taxonomy places the organism in Eukaryota, Viridiplantae, Streptophyta, Magnoliopsida, Asterales, Asteraceae. Gene Ontology annotation, molecular function: ATP binding; protein binding; protein kinase activity. The transcript has 4 exons. The record is from RefSeq and is a predicted model, not a curated record.
UUCUUUCACAUGUGCCUUUUGUCAGUUUCUCUGCUUCACCAUUUCAAAUUCUCACUCAACACACCACAUUUCCCCCAAAAUAAUCGCUAUGAAAAUCCUCUCUCUCCUCUCUUCUCUCUCUACCUUUCUUGUUCUUCUUCUGCUCAACCCCUCAUUGCAAACCCUAGCAAAAGACCAACAAAAAUCAGAGCUUUCAACCCUCAUCAAAAUCAAAUCUUUUUUAGACCCAGAUGGAGAAACCCUUACUUCUUGGUCUCCAAAUGCCACCACUUACUGUGGUGGAUCUUUUGAGGGUGUUGCUUGUAAUGAAAUGGGUCAAGUGAUGAACAUUUCUCUUCAGGGUAAAGGCCUGUCUGGUCAAAUACCUCCUGAGAUUGGUCAGCUCAAAAACUUAUCUGGGUUGUACCUGCAUUUCAAUGGGUUACAUGGUGAAAUCCCUAAACAGAUUGCUGAGUUGACUCAACUCGCUGAUCUGUAUCUCAAUGUCAAUAAUCUUUCUGGUCAGAUUCCUCCAGAGAUUGAAAAAAUGGCUAAUCUUCAAGUUUUGCAACUAUGCUACAACCAACUGAGUGGAAGCUUACCAGCACAAUUUGGUUCUUUGAAGAAGCUCAGUGUUCUUGCUCUUCAAUACAACCAGCUAACCGGUGCAAUCCCGGCUGCACUUGGGAAUUUGGAGACUUUACAGAGGUUGGAUUUGAGCUUUAAUCGCCUUUUUGGCUCGAUCCCGACGAAGUUAGCAGAUGCCCCCAUAUUGCAGGUGUUGGAUGUGCGAAACAAUACACUUUCGGGCAAUGUCCCUUUAGUUUUGAAGAAACUGGAUGAUGGAUUUCAGUAUGCAAACAACACAGACUUAUGUGGAUCCGGUUUUGCGGAUCUAAAAGUCUGCAACUCUUCGUUUGGUCCUGAAAACACGAAUAAACCCGAACCGUUUGGAACGCAGUCAAAAGGAGCCACACCCAAGGCCAUUCCACAGUCCGCAGACGUAACGGGUCAGUCAAAGUCAAAGUCAACAAAUGCAGGACUUGCUGCUAUACUUGGAGCUGUUUUGACCGUUAUGUUACUAACCGGAGGAAUCUUUACGUUCAUUUGGUAUCGCCGGAGAAAACAGAGGAUAGGGACUGCCUUCGAAUCGUCAGAUAGUCGAAUUAGCACAGAUCAAUUUCAAGCUAAAGAAAUAGUCAGCCGUAGAAGUGCCUCCCCCCUCAUAAGUCUCGAGUACUCAAACGGGUGGGACCCGAUGUCGAAAAGUCACACGGGAAGCGGGAUCUUGAAAGAAAUUCUCGAGAGCUAUAUGUUCAAUGUCGAUGAUGUUGAGUCAGCGACAAGGUUCUUUUCUGACUCGAAUUUGCUAGGGAAAAGCAGUUUUUCAGCUACAUACAGAGGGAUUCUUCGAGACGGAUCUGUUGUCGCUAUUAAACGUAUUGCGAAAACGAGCUGCAUAUCGGAUGAGACCGACUUCUUGAAGGGAUUAAAGAUACUAAUCUCGUUGAAACAUGAAAAUCUUCUUAGGUUACGAGGUUUUUGUUGUUCCAAUGGUAGGGGAGAGUGUUUUUUGAUCUACGAUUACGUUGCUAAGGGAAACCUGUUGCGGUAUCUUGAUGUCAAGGGCAAAACCGGAAACGGGAAUGUUCUCGAUUGGUCGACUCGGUUCUCGAUAAUCAAAGGCAUUGCUAAAGGUAUCGAGUACCUGCAUGAGACCAAAGGAAAGAGACCGGCUCUCGUUCAUCAAAACAUAUCGGCCGAAAAAGUGCUAAUCGAUCAACACUAUAAGCCAUUGCUCUCGGGUUCGGGCCUCCACAAACUACUAGCUGAUGACAUCAUCUUUUCUACCCUCAAAGCCAGUGCUGCAAUGGGAUACCUCGCUCCCGAGUACACCACAACUGGACGAUUCACCGACAAGAGUGACAUUUACGCAUUUGGGACGCUCGUGUUCCAAAUCGUCUCAGGGAAAACGAGAAUCGGUUCGUCUAUUCGCCAAGGUGCCGAGGUAUGCAAGUUUGAUGACUUUGUGGAUGCUAAUCUUGAUGGGAAAUUCACAGAGUCUGAGGCAGUUUUGCUUGGGAAAAUUGCAUUGAUCUGCACUCAUGAGCAUCCAAACUCGAGGCCCACGAUUGCAACCGUGGUUCAAGAACUAAAUAAUGUUGGUUCCGCCCACUGAUCGGUAGUUAUAUAUGGUUCGAGUUUCUCACUCGAACUGGUUAGUAGUUAGGUUCAUGUUUGACUUCACCUUUGGAAUGAUCGUCCGAUGUGGGCUUGUUGUCUAGGUUUGUAAUUUGGUUUAGUUUUCGACUUUAACUGUAGUUGGACUAAGAUUUUUUUAUUUCGUAAGUAAAUUUCUUAAAUCCUAAGCGGUACACAAAUUUUACCGCAUGGUAUUCGUUGUUUAGAAUGUGAGAAUGUUAGCUCUAUAAUGUUUAUGUUCUAUAUUAUGAGUAGUGUGUUAUUGGGAGGAA